GCUGGCUUCGUAGCCGUUGUUCGUGACGAGCACGUGACAGCAAGUUCUUGGCUGUUCAACGCAAAGCUCCCCUCCCCUUCCAUAAUUGUUGACGAGUCGCUGUUGACAACUCAUUUGCUGCAGCAGGUCCCAUUUCGUUGAAAUCGAUCUCCGGCCACGUUUCUCAUCGCCCAUUGGAUGCGAAUCACGCAGGCUCUUUAUCCCCACCGCACCCAAUCUUCAAUCAAAAUUCCCUUCCCUCUGCAUUCCCAACAUUCGAUCCAAUCCUUCGAGAAAGAAGCAGGCGGAGGAGGAGUUCUAAUGGGGCAUAGAGUGGAUCAUGAAUACGAUUACCUGUUCAAGAUCGUCCUGAUUGGUGAUUCUGGCGUCGGGAAAUCCAACAUACUGUCGAGAUAUACGCGGAACGAGUUCUUAUUGGAGUCGAAAUCCACGAUUGGGGUGGAAUUCGCAACGAAGACGCUUCAGUUAGAAGGGAAGACAAUCAAGGCUCAGAUAUGGGACACAGCUGGUCAAGAGAGGUAUCGUGCCAUCACCAGCGCAUACUAUCGUGGCGCUGUAGGAGCACUUCUCGUUUACGACAUCACAAAGAGGCAAACCUUUGAAAACGUUGAGAGAUGGCUGCGUGAACUCAGAGAUCAUGCCGACUCCAAUAUCGUUGUUAUGAUGGUGGGCAACAAGUCCGAUCUUGACCAUCUGAGGGCAACACCAACCGAAGAUGCAAAAACAAUGGCUGAGAAAGAGGGGCUCUCUUUUCUGGAGACAUCUGCACUGGAAGCACUCAACAUUGAGAAAGCAUUUCAGCAAAUUCUCACAGAUAUUUACCAUAUUGUAAGAAAGAAGGCGCUGGCUGCACAAGAGGCUGCAGCUUCUGCUGGGCCUCCCAUUCAAGGAACAGCAAUCAAUGUAGCAGAUUCUGCUGGAAAUUCAAGCAAGAGCUGCUGUUCUACUUAGGUGAGUUAAAUACCCUUUCAACUCACUAUUGGUUUCUGUCUUUAAUGAUUCGGGCUAACUUUGAAGUGACAUAAUCCAUAUAGUAUCAUUUCAUCUGAUAUUUUGUUGUUCCUGUAGUUUUGAAAAGGUUUAUUACUUUUUACUGAUACUGAAAGAACUUCAGCGAGUGAUAGAAUGAACAGUGUUGUAGAUUGAUUCAUGUACUGUUGGGGGGCUUUAAGGUACUUUGAAUAAUACUCUGUUGAAUCAGA
Molecule: messenger RNA, 1202 nt
Organism: Phalaenopsis equestris
Lineage: Eukaryota; Viridiplantae; Streptophyta; Magnoliopsida; Asparagales; Orchidaceae
Product: ras-related protein Rab11C-like
Exons: 3
Coding region: 178-951 (257 amino acids)
Cellular component (GO): endosome
Molecular function (GO): GTP binding; GTPase activity
Source: RefSeq, a predicted model, not a curated record